UAUGCAAGCAAGAACACCAGCUCGAUUCUAAACACCAAAGCAUCGAGAUUCGCGCACAGCAAAAAGAAUGCGGCGCCAUGGUAGGGCGCCUGUUUCCCCACCUUUACCUCACUUUGCAACUGAGGCGUCCACAUUGCUUGAUAGGAUCCUUGAUCAUAUAGCGCAGCCUCACAAUCAGCUAUCCCGGUUACCAUAUUCCUUGACAAAGGCAUUCACAAAUGUCGUCGACCGCAUGGAUAUGUUUAUGGGCCUCGAGAUUGCCACUCUUUUCAGCCAUGGAUUCUGGUCUAAGGUUGUGCAGCUCCAUGGCACUGCCCUGCGUGAGUUGGUGCAACUCCACAAGGAAGAAAACGACAGGGCGGAGCGGGUUGAGAUGCUUCUACGCGGCUGCAUGUCUAUCUUCAUGAAGACGAACGCGCUCAAGACCGGCACCGAACUCAGCAUUCGACUCGUUCGCGCCUUUACUCGCAGCGACAUGUUUCAAUGCUAUGCGCAGCUCAUCGCGGUGUGGGCAGGCGCGCCGAACACCGAAUUAAACGCCAGGCUACGGACGCUGGCUCAGUUCAGUCUUGUCUUCAGCAGCUGCGUCCAGGUCACUGUUUCCGAAAAAGCUCUAAAAGCUUACGGUGACCCAACCUGCUUGUGCCUGUACACCGAAUUCGUGCGCGCGCUUUCCGACAGCCACCUGUUAGAACACAUGUGCCAGGUGCUGCUGCGCUUCCAGGCUGCAGCAGCAGCCACCAUGACGGGAACCCAAGCUCACAUCACCCAGCAGGGCGUGGUGGAGACCUGCGGCUGCAUCGUUAGCGCCUUGCACGGGAUCGCGGGCAAGCAGGGCGUCUUGGAGGAGAAGUGGGGUUCUCGUCCCCUGCCGGCCCAGGCUGCGCUGUACUCCGAAUGGCUGGGGGUGCUGCCGUUGGUCCGCAGAGUGCUGUCGGGGCCCUGCCUGCAGUUCCUGCUAGGCCGGGAGUUGAUUGCCUCCCGGCUGCGUCUCACCGGUUCGGGACCCGGGCACGGCCUGCCAGACACCUUCCUUCCAGAGACCUCCGCGCUCAGUGCUUCCGUCAUCGCCCGCGGCGCUGCAGCGGCGGCGGACCGGGUGCUUUCCCGCCUCGGCGCGGCAGCCCUCGUGUGGGACGUCACCUUCGCCGAUGAUACCCCACCGCUUCCAGGCGCUACGGUUGCAGGGGCUUCCGCCGAGACCGCCGCUGGUGCAAAUCUCCAAGCAACGCCGGCGGUAGCUGCAGAGAUCGCCGCUGCUGCUGCCGUCGCCGCGAAUUCCCAAGCCACGCCUGCAGCAUCCGCUGCCGCAUCCGGCAGCAGCAGCAGCAGCAGCAGCGCCGCCGGGAGCCGCGGCGUCGCGGCGUGCGGCAUGCCGUACCGCCCCGUCAACGUGUUUGAUCUGAUGCACGGCUCCCUGCUAUGUGUCGUACACGACGCCCCCGCGGAGCACCUCCCCGGGGGCAGCCACCUAACCCUAGUGGCACCCACGAUGCUACUGCUGCGCCUGUUUGACAAGCUGGGGCGCCGACAUGCGUUGGCUCGACUGCCCGACCUGUGGUACCUGGUUUCGUCGCUGUUGCUGCGGCCGCAGGUGCAGCUGGGACGCCGCCCCAACCGGCCGCUGAGCCGCAUUGCCGACCUGUUGAGGAAGACCAUGACGUGGCAGAGCAUGGAGCAGCUGCAGCAUCUGCAGCAGCAACAGGAGCACCCGCAGCAGCAGCAGCAGCAGCAAGUAACGGCGGCAGCAGCAGCAACGGCAGCGGAGCCAGCGGGAGAUUCCGCGGCCGGGGUUAAGGUGGAGGAAGGGGCCGCGGGGCAGCCUGUGGCAGCCGUUAGGGUUGCGGAUGCGGAUGUGGAGGCUGGGGGCGGUGCUGGGGGCCCGGCAGAGGGACAGUCGGAGGCCGCCGGGGAGGCGGCGGUAGCGGCGCAGGGGCAGCAGGCGCGGGGCGGAGUCGGGCGGGCGGCAGUGGGUCCGAUGGGCACUACAGGCACCGGUACCGUGAUGCCGGCCCCGGUCGCGGCUCCCGAGCAGGAGCCCGACUGCCCCUUUGGUCUGCGCUGCGCCCUAGAAAGCGGCCUCCUGCCCGCCGUUGAGUCCCUCACGAGGCGCCUUGCCUCCGCCAAGCCAGUCCUGGCGGAGCGCGAGCAGCUGUGUUGCUUCCUGAUCAGCAACAUGCUGUGCCGUACGGGUGUCUGGCCCGCCGUACUGGCCCAUGGGUCAGUUCCCCAGGUGACAUCCCUGGUGGUCACGCUGCGAAAGGUGCUUUUGCUGGGCAGUACAAAGUCGCCGUCCGACGUCGACACUCGCGGCGCAGCAGCGGGUCAGCCCACGCUGGAGGGGGGAGAGGCGGCGGAGGAAGUCCUGGAGACGCGGAUGGGCAGUUUGUUGCUAGUGCUGUUGGAGCAGAUGGCUGCAGCGCUGUUGUCGCAGACGGAAGCCGCCAACAAGGCGGCCGUUAGUCAGUCAGAUGUGACCCAGGGCGCGGCUAGCCUGGGCGGCGAUGGUAGCACGCCCCAGUGCUCCGCUGGUCAGGACGACAGGGCGCGCCAGACGACUGCUACCCGGGCCGGAGACGUCUCCCAGCCUUCUGGUGCGCAGGCGGACACAUCCCAGCCUGUCGCUGCUAUAGUCCAAAUCGACGCGCCCCAGCCUGCCCCAACCCACGCCGAGGCGUCCCAGCCCCCCGCUGGCACGACCCGCGCUGCCGACUCACCUCUGCAUGCUGCUGCGCAGUCCGCCCCAGUUCAGCCCGCCAGCGACACGCCAGUGUUGGAAUGGCACCUAGGUCACUUCUUCACGCCCCUGGCCUUGACCAACGCAGUCCAGCAGCGGCAGGGAGCUGCAGCCGCCACGGACCUUGCAUGGCUGGCCAAGGCGGGAGGUCUGCCGACCCAUGGGCCAUUGGCUGCGGAACAGCAGCGCUACUUGGCCACGUUUGCGAUCAAGGAGUGGCUGCCUAUCCUGGCGACGUCCGUAAUCGAACGCGGUGUGAGGGGCUACCUGCCGCAGGCGUUGGGGACGUUGGCGGGGUGCAUGCAUCUGGUUGCGGUGCAGAGUCUCGGCUCCCGAUUGCGGCUGGAGGCGGCGGCAUGGGGGCGAUUGGAGAUGGCUUGCUUGACCUCCGACGGAAGCGGCGACGGGAGCAGCAGCACUGCCGCUGCCGCUAGAGGCGGCAAUGCGGCCGACCGCAGCUGCAACUGCAGCAGCACGAGCAGUUCCGCAGAGCCCGGGUCCGGCAGUAGCGCUUCCUCCGGUGCUGCUGCUGCUGCUGCCGCCGGGGAAGCCGCACUCAAGGCAGCAGCAGCUGCUGCCGCGAAGGCGGUUUCAGUAGGUCGGGAGCUAUCAAGCUUUAAAGACUGGUGGGUCUUCCUACGCACGGGGAUGGAAGUGGCGGCCUGGAUCAAUUCGGUGUUGCAGCACGAGGACGAGAGGGAGGCGGGCGGGCCGCUGCCCCAUGGCAGACAGCACGGCAGACCCUCGCUGCUGCCCGCUGCCUUUGACGUGCUGGAGGUCCUGGUGGCGGCAUGGGCGGGGCUGGGCGGCCUGAAUAUUGUACGGCAGGGGCAGGAGGAGCGCCCGAACAGGCAGGUUGCUGAGGAGGUGGUUGUGGAUUUGACGGAGGAGGGGCCGGAGCAGCAGCAGCAGCGGCAGCAGUCGCCUUUGGAAUCGUCGCCACAGCAUCGGAGGCCGCAUGUGAAGUCACGGCGUCGUCAUAAGCAUGCGGCAGACGGCGGCGACAGCGCUGCGGCGUCAACCUCCUCGGGUGCUGCUGCCGCAGCAGCGGUGACGUCACCCCCGACAAGCGCUACAACUCCGGUGCCCGCCGCAGCAGCAGCCUCCCCCAGUACCGCAGCCACCACCGCCUCCACCUCCUCUACCAGUCCUCCUUCCAGCAGCAUGGUUGCUAGCCCUCAUAAUGUCGCCUCCGGCAAGCCUGCAGCGCUCCCCCCCAACGCCCUUUCCUGCCGGGUUACCUGGCCCGGCCGUACCCUCUUGCUAAAUGCCGCGCUGGAGUCCCGGCUGCAUCAGCAAGGCCGGCAGAAGCUGCUAGCGGCGUUGCAUUGGUGGGCUGACACCGAGCAGGCGACCCAAGGCAGCGGAGAGGCCCUGAUGGAGGCUUACCUUGAGAAGGGCCUGAAUGGCGAAGCCUGGCGUCCGGAGCCGAUUCAGAGCCUGCUCGUGACGGUGCUGCAGAAGCAUAAGCAGUGGGGGCUCUGGCUGCCCUCGCCUUCGCACGUCGCGGAGGAGGUGCAGGCGGCGGGGUCGAAGCGCUGCAGCUUCAGCUUUUGCAUGAACCUGGAGGGCAUGACGGAGACGGAGUUGCCGAGUCGCAAGGUCUGCGCGCGGUGCCGGUCGGUGUCGUACUGUAGCGGCGGGUGUCAACUGGAGGAUUGGAAUGUCGCGCAUCAGUGGGGGUGCAAGAGCAUGCAGCAGAUGCGGAUGCGGCAGGAGGAGGGGAUGAAGCAGAAGUGAGGUGGUUUCGGGGCGUGCUGUUGUGCUCAAGUUGUUGGUUGUGGUGGUGCGUGGUUGCACUCACGUUGGGACGAUAGGGGCAGGGGAAACUGCAUGCGAAGCUAGGAGCGGCUGUGGAAGUGCUGUUGUAAGUGAUCCCAAGCGCGAUGUGACGUUUGUUCUUGGUUUAUAGAAGCUGCUUAUGUUUGUGUGAUGCUGGGUUGCAUGGUUAGUCAUGAAGGAAUACGACAGCAGCGGGAGCUGUAGUGAUCAGGGCACGUGGGAAAGAUGCUUAAGCAGCACCAGGAUGUUGUUUUCGGCCGCAUGCAGGUUGGCUUUCCGCAUUCCAUGCUGCACAUCUUCAUCGCAGGCGUUGGUGCCAAUGCAAGUACUGCAUUGGUCAAAUAGUGUAUCGUUCCUUAUGUGCACAAUGCGUGUUUUUCUUUCUGUUGACUGCACGUAAUACCACGGACUGCUACUUCUGACUUUAGGUGGCAUGUCAAAUAGCUGCAUGGUGUUAUAUACUAUACGGUAUAGGAAAUAGCAUAGCAAGAUACGGUUGCUGCAGUAGCCAUGCAUGGGCGUGUGUGCGGCAUGCAAAUGAGCGAGAUCUGGUCGGAAGUGCACCUUGGGAGGGCUGAGGUGGUCGUUCUGGAGUGAUGGAGAGACGAUGCUGCACUGCAUUGCAAGCCGUGCUAGGCAUGAUGGCGCAGAAUCCCGCUCAUGCGUGUCGUACCCUGCUGCUGCAAUGGCAGUAGCGAAGGCUGCAUGGAAGUGGUGGCUGGAGCCUGGAGCCCCAGGCACCGCCCUAGGCAACAUUUACUCCGUUUGCUUACUGUUGGCAAUUGAUAACAAUUGAUAACUGCAAAGCUGUUGCCAAGUUGUUUGUUAAGCCGGCAGUACCGGUAUACUACACUACACUAACCUUGUAGUGGUGAGGCUCGUGGUGAGGCUCGAAACAGCACAGCUGAGGCUUGCGUUGCGCCACUCGGCCGCCCUGUUGUGGAGGGCCCUAGCCCGGCAAUGCUGCGGCCGUAGUAGUCCAAGAGAUUGCCUUGCACCGGAGGGCACUGUGUAAGGCGC
Astrephomene gubernaculifera is the source of this 5539-nucleotide messenger RNA. The record is from the annotation of a GenBank genome assembly. Lineage: Eukaryota; Viridiplantae; Chlorophyta; Chlorophyceae; Chlamydomonadales; Astrephomenaceae.